Molecule: messenger RNA, 4871 nt
Organism: Drosophila sulfurigaster albostrigata
Lineage: Eukaryota; Metazoa; Arthropoda; Insecta; Diptera; Drosophilidae
Product: glycogen debranching enzyme
Exons: 7
Coding region: 24-4643 (1539 amino acids)
Biological process (GO): glycogen catabolic process; glycogen biosynthetic process
Molecular function (GO): amylo-alpha-1,6-glucosidase activity; 4-alpha-glucanotransferase activity
Source: RefSeq, a predicted model, not a curated record
GAUUCUUUUGCAGGCUGUAAAAAAUGAGCAAGAGCACGGAAUCGCACAGCAUUCCCAUAGCUGAGGGCACGAAUGCUGAGCAUGUGUUGUACCGCUUGAAACGUGGCUCUAAACUAUGCGUCCAUCCGGAUGUCGCAUUGCUGGGUCGCAAGAUCCUGUUGCUCACCAAUUAUCCGGCCGAGGGCAAGAAGUUUGUGCGCACCGAAUACCGUGUGCUUGGCUGGCAGCUCAAGGAUGGCAAGCAGGUGACCAGCGUGGAGCAUCCCGAAGUGCAUGUGGUGGACACAGAUAUCUACAGCGGACUGCAGCUUAACAUGUCGGGCACAUAUCGUUUCUACUUUACCUAUGCCGAUCGUGAAAGAACAUCUACCGAUGAAGCAGCCGAUGGUGCGCUCUAUGUGCAGGUGGAGCCUACGCUGCACGUCGGACCACCCGGUGCCCAGAAGAUCAUUCCGCUGAACUCGGUGCGUUGUCAGACGGUGAUGACCAAGCUGCUGGGACCGCUCAAUACAUGGGAGGCCAAGUUGCGCGUGGCCAAGGAGUCCGGCUACAAUGUCAUUCACUUUACGCCCAUUCAAGAGUUGGGCGGUUCCCGUUCCGGGUAUUCGCUGCGUGAUCAGCUGCGUGUCAGUUCGAAUUUCGCUGCCAAGAAGGGCGACAAGGUCACGUUCGACGAUGUGGAGAAGGUCAUCAAGAAGUGUCGCCAGGAAUGGGGCGUGGCCUCCAUUUGUGACAUUGUGCUGAAUCAUACGGCUAACGAAUCCGAGUGGCUGUUGAGUCAUCCGGAUGCCACGUAUUCCUGUGCUACAUGCCCUUAUUUGCGUCCCGCCUUCCUGCUGGACGCUGCAUUUGCACAGUGCGGCGCCGAUAUUGCAUCGGGCAGUCUGGAGAAUGUGGGCGUACCUCAGGUCAUCGAUCAGGAAUGCCAUCUGGAAGCCUUAAAGUACCAAUUGCACACUACCUACCUAGCCAAGGUCAAUAUCCAUGAACUGUAUCAGUGCGAUGUCAUGAAGUAUGUCAAUGAAUUCAUGACCCAAGUGCGCACUCGCGAACCGCCCCAAAAUGUGGCAAAGCAGUCGCGCUUCUCGGAGAUCAAGCUGAUACAGGAUCCGGAAUAUCGACGCUUGGGUAGCACCAUAGAUUUCGAGUUGGCGUUGGAGGUCUUUAAUGCUUUCCAUGGCGACUGUUUCGAUGAGGAGUCGCGUUUCCGCAAAUGCGCAGAGACACUGCGCCAUCAUCUGGACGCUCUUAACGACAGUGUGCGCGCCGAGCUUCAGGGCUACCUCAACUAUGCCAUCGACAAUUGUCUAGCUGGCAUACGAUACGAACGUGUUCAGGGCGAUGGACCGCGUGUGCGUGAAAUCUCCAUCAAGCAUGCGGUGUUCAUGACGUAUUUCACCCACACGGGUACCGAGGGCAAGACGCUGUCGGAGAUUGAGCAGGAUAUGUAUGGCAAGGCGGGCGAAUUCUUUAUGGCUCACAAUGGCUGGGUCAUGGGCUCCAGCGAUCCCUUGUUGGACUUUGCCGAACAGCAGCCUGGACGUGGAAAUGUGUAUCUGAAACGUGAGCUCAUCGCUUGGGGUGACAGCGUGAAAUUGCGCUUCGGCAAACGUCCUGAGGAUAGUCCAUAUCUGUGGCAACACAUGACCGAAUAUGUGGAGACCACAGCACGCAUUUUCGAUGGCGUUCGUCUCGACAAUUGCCACUCGACGCCGUUGCAUGUGGCCGAGUAUUUGUUGGAUAAGGCGCGCAAAAUCAAUCCCGAGUUGUACGUGGUUGCCGAGCUGUUCACCAACUCGGAUGGCACCGAUAAUGUCUUUGUUAAUCGCUUAGGCAUUACGUCGCUAAUCCGAGAGGCGCUUUCUGCUUGGGACUCGCACGAGCAGGGGCGUCUGGUGUAUCGUUAUGGUGGCGUACCCGUUGGGGGUUUUUAUGCGAAUCCCAAACGCGACGUGGCUCCAAGUGUGGCGCAUGCGCUCUUCAUGGAUCUGACACACGACAAUCCUUCGGCUGUGGAGAAGCGUUCGGUCUACGAUCUUUUGCCCUCCUCUGCUUUGGUGGCCAUGGCUUGCUGUGCCACGGGCAGCAAUCGCGGCUACGAUGAAUUGGUGCCACAUCAUAUUCAUGUGGUCGAUGAAGAACGUCCGUAUCAGGAGUGGGGCAAACAAGUUGACUUUAACACGGGCAUCGUAGCUGCCAAGCGCGCUUUGAACUUACUCCACGGUCAGCUGGCGGAGGAAGGCUUCAGCCAGGUGUACGUCGAUCAAAUGGAUCCCAAUGUGGUUGCAGUUACUCGCCAUUCACCCACUACACAUCAAACUGUUAUUCUGGUGGCUCACACCGCUUUCGGUUAUCCCUAUCCCAAUGCAGGACCCACAAAUGUGCGUCCGUUGCGCUUUGAGGGUGUGCUGGAUGAGAUCAUACUGGAGGCCAAUCUGACCACAAAGAGCGACAAACCUUUUGAUCGCCCAGCGCCCUUCAAAAAGGACGAGCAUGUGCUCAACGGUUUCACACAGUUCCAACUGUCGCUGCAGGAGCACAUUCCGCUCAGCAAAUCGCAGGUGUUUGAGACCAGCUCCUAUGUGGAUGGCAACAACACCCAGCUGAAUUUCUCCAAUCUGCGUCCUGGCACAGUUGUUGCCAUUCGUGUCUCCUUGCAUGCCAGUGUGCGCAAUAGUUUCGAUCGUCUGCAGCAGGUCACGAAUGCCCUGCGCGUCGAGUCGGGAUCGCAGUGCAAGGAACUGCAGGAGAUUGUCUCCAAGCUGGACUUGACGGCGCUGAGUCGCGCGCUCUUCAGUUGCGAUCAGGAGGAACGCGAUAUGGGCUUGGGUGGCUCUGCCUAUGAUAUUCCCAACUUUGGUCCAAUUGUGUAUUGCGGUCUGCAAGGAUUUGUUUCGUUGCUAACGGAAAUUUCACCACGCGAUGAUCUGGGUCAUCCAUUGUGCAACAAUUUGCGUGAUGGCAACUGGAUGAUGGAUUACAUUGCCGAUCGCCUGAAUAACUUUGAGGAUCUGCGACCACUUUCGGUCUGGCUGAAGGCUACGUUUGAGCCGCUGAAGAAUGUGCCACGCUACCUCGUGCCUUGUUACUUCGAUGCCCUUGUGAGCGGCGUUUACAAUGUGCUCGUUAACCAGGUCAACCAGCUGAUGCCCAGUUUCAUACGUGAUGGUCAUCACUUUACCCAAGCUCUGGCGUUAUCUACGCUGCAGUUUCUGGCCGUCUGCAGGUCCGCCAAUCUGCCCGGCUUCAGUCCAGCGCUCAACCCACCGAAGCCCCCCAAGCAGUGUGUUACUUUGUCUGCCGGAUUACCGCACUUCUCAACAGGUUACAUGCGCUGCUGGGGUCGUGACACGUUCAUUGCAUUGCGCGGCACACUGUUGCUCACUGGCAGAUUCAGCGAGGCACGUUUCAUCAUUCUCGGCUUUGCAGCUGCCAUGCGUCAUGGUCUGAUACCCAAUCUGUUGGACAAUGGCUCCAAACCGCGUCUCAAUUGCCGUGAUGCCGUCUGGUGGUGGCUGCACAGCAUUAAGCAGUAUGUCGAGGAUGCACCCAAGGGUAGCGACAUUCUCAAGGAUAAGGUGUCGCGCAUCUUCCCCUACGAUGACUCGGAGCCCCAUGCACCUGGCGCCUUCGAUCAGCUGCUCUACGAUGUCAUGCAGGAGGGACUGCAGGUGCAUUUCCAGGGAUUGCAGUAUCGCGAACGCAAUGCUGGCCACGAGAUUGAUGCGCACAUGGUGGAUCAGGGUUUCAACAAUCAUAUUGGCGUGCAUCCUGACACUGGUUUUGUGUUUGGCGGUAACAGCGCCAAUUGCGGCACCUGGAUGGACAAGAUGGGUUCCUCCGAGAAGGCUGGCAAUCGUGGACGUCCCAGCACACCGCGUGAUGGUUCGGCCGUUGAAUUGAUUGGCCUGGAGUAUGCUGUAUUACGUUUCAUGCAAGGAUUGAGCGAGCGUCAAGUGAUUCCCUACAGCGGCGUUGAGCGCAAGGGUCCGUCGGGAGAACAGACAAAGUGGAGCUACAAGGAGUGGGCAGAUCGCAUACAGAAGAACUUCGAUCAGCAUUUCUUUGUGAAGGACACGGACACCACGUCGGUGGCCAACAAGAAGGGCAUCUACAAGGACAGCUGCGGCGCCACCCAGGACUGGACCGAUUUCCAGCUGCGUUGCAACUUCCCCAUCACACUGACAGUAGCUCCGGAUCUAUGCGAUCCUCAGAACGCUUGGCGUGCUCUUGAGGCGGCCCGGAAACAUUUGCUGGGCCCGUUGGGCAUGAAGACAUUGGAUCCCGACGAUUGGAACUACAGGGCCAACUAUGAUAACUCCAAUGAUUCAACAGAUUGCACUGUCGCCCAUGGCGCCAACUAUCAUCAGGGACCCGAAUGGGUCUGGCCCAUCGGUUUCUACUUGCGUGCACGCCUGAUCUUUGCCAGAAAGUGUGGCUUCCUCGACGUGGUCAUUGCCGAGACGUGGGCUAUACUGCGUGCCCAUCUGCGUGAGCUGCAGACAUCUCACUGGCGUGGUCUGCCCGAGUUGACCAACGACAAUGGCAGCUACUGCCAUGACUCUUGCCGCACCCAGGCCUGGAGCAUAGGCACAGUGCUGGAGGUGCUCCACGAUCUGCAUGCUCUGGGCGCCGAUAAAUAGUUCGAGCAACUGCCGUCAUAUCUAAUCAACGAAUCUCUCGAUUGCAGAGAUAUAUAAUUAUUAACUUAACUAAAUUAUGCGGAAGGCAAAAAGGAAAAUAUUGGUAGAUGCUACAAAGAAUUUGGUUUAAUGAUUCAAUUAAUGGGCGUAACCAUAAAAGUUAUUUGUUCAAUUUGUUACCAAAGUUGUUGAUCAUCCCAUUCUCUAUUAAAGUUCUUUAAUCUCUAA